CUGGCCCCGCCUUCGUGCUCCCUUUGAUCCCAGAGGAACUUUGGCUCGCGCAUUCCACGCAUUCCAGCCGCGCGAACAAUCAGCGCUCGGUUAUUUAUUAGCGCGGAGCGGCGUGCGCUGCAGCCACUUGGGUCCGCGGAGGGGAGCGCGCAGCUGCUCUUAUUCACACAUUCGCUCCAGUCCUACUCACGUGCGGAUUUCUCUCCGUCCACAGCUUCAUAUAUGGCGAGGAGGAAACCCUGAACUGGUUCCUGCCUGUACUUUGACCGCUUAGCAGUUUCUCCGCGCACGGGUUGCGGCGCAUCCGGAGUUAACGGGAAAUGAUAACGGCGGAGGAAUCGUCCGGCACUGUGCUGCACCGGCUCAUCCAGGAGCAGCUCCGGUACGGGAACCCAACGGACGCCAGGACCCUCCUGGCCAUCCAGCAGCAGGCGCUGCGGGGCGGGAGUAGUGGCGGGGGUGCCGGUAGCCCCCGCUCCUCCUUGGAGAGCCUCACCCAGGAGGAGGUGCAGCUCCCGCAGAUGUCUGCCCGCCAGGAGCCCCAGGGCCAGGAGCACCAAGGCGACUUCGCUCACUCCGAGAGCUCCAUGCGCCAGCUGUACCAGCUCCACCGUGAGGAGCUGCCCACUUAUGAGGAGGCCAAGGCCCACUCCCAAUACCUGGCCUCCCGGCGGGGUCAGGCCAACCUGCUCCCGGCUCAGUCGGACACACCAGAAGGCCCGUGGGCACUGAAGCACGGGCACGUGCGCUCACUGAGCGAGCGCCUCCUGCAGCUCUCGCUGGAGAGAAGCGAGGCUCGGAGCAGCACGGCGCUUAGCCCCUCGCACAGCUACCCCCAGCUGUCCCGGCACCACGUCGGUCCCGCCGCGCACGCCGAGCCGGAGGCUCCCCGACCUCCAGAGCAGCGGGGCCCACCCCCGGAGUACCCGUCCCUGCUCAGAUCUCCGGGCUACAUGCUGAGCCACUCGCAGGAACAUGGACACUACUACAAAGAAGCAUCUCCCGUGUUCCAUGCCCACCGGCACAGGAUGGUGCCAGAGCAGACACCGUUUCCCCACCACGCUGCCGUGUCCACGCACCAUCCUGCUGCUGGGGGCAUCUUCUCGGCCCCCCUCGCCCCCUCCGGCGGCAGCUACGUGGCCCAGGUGGAAAGACUCGUCAAGGAGAACGAGAGGCUCAGGAAGGAGCUGGAAGGACACGGCGAGAAAGCAGUACGUCUUCGCAAGAUGGAGACGGAGAUCCGGAAGAUAUCGGAGGCCUACGAGACACUGAUGAAAGGCUCUGCCAAGCGGGAGGCUCUGGAGAAAACCAUGAGGAGCAAGUUGGAGGGAGAGAUCAAGCGGUUGCAUGAGUUCAACAGGGACCUGCGAGACCGCCUGGAAACGGCCAGCAAACAACUAGCCGCUAAGGAAGUCGAAGCUGCCGACCAAAACCAGCACGUCCUUGCCAAACUCAUCGAGCAGAAUGAGAAGCAGAGGCGAGAGAAUGAGGAGCUGGAGCGGGAGGUGCGGCGUCUACAGGCCGCGGGGGAAGAGCAGCGGCGGUGCCUGGAGAUGCAGGAGCAAGUGCUGCGGGCAACCCGAGCACGCGCUGCCCAGCUGGAGGAGGAGCUGCGCAGGAAGCGCGCUCAUGCGGAGAAGGUGGAGCGGCUGCAGGGCGCCCUGGUCCAGCUGCAGGCGGCUUGCGAGAAGCGCGAGACGUUGGAGCUGCGGCUGCGCACGAGACUGGAGCAGGAGCUCAAGGCUCUGCGGGCACAGCAGAUGCAGAGUCAAGGGUCCAUGUUAUGUGGGGAACCUACCGCACCAUCCCUGCUGCAGCAGCUGCGGGAGCGCGAAGAAUGCAUCCUAGCCCUAGAGGCGGACAUUACGAAGUGGGAGCAGAAGUAUUUGGAAGAGAGCACCAUGCGCCAGUUCGCCAUGGAUGCGGCGGCCACGGCGGCUGCUCAAAGGGAUACGACCAUCAUCAAACACUCUCCGCAGCAUUCCCCUCACGGCAGUUUUAACGAAGACCCGUCGAUCGACAGUCACAGGCACCAAGAGAUGGAGAACAGAAUAAGGGCCCUAUAUGCGGAGCUCAUUGAGAAGGAUGUUCUGAUCAAAGUGAUGCAGCAGCGCCUACGCCGUGAGCCGGGCAGGGUUGAGACUCAAGGCCUGCGCCCUGCAAGGUCCGUGCCCUCCAUUAGCGCUGCUGCCACAGGCUACCCUGCCCGGUCAGUGGACCACACAAGCCAGGACAAAGGAAGAAGCCUCUCAGAUGACCAGACAGCAACGGUAUCGGCCUCCUCUUGCGCUGCUCUCAAUCCCUCAAGCUAUGACUGUGUGAACCAACUGGAUGGUCUCCAGGAGGAGGCUUCCGUUGUGGCCGAGCCCGUCGUGGGCACAGCGCCAGUUUCAGAUGUGGUCUCCGAUGUUCCGGAGCAUUCCCAAACUUCUCACCACGCCUUCAAGAGCCUCCUGAGCAAGGAGGCAGAAGUGGUGGAAAUUCUCAUCUGAAGUCGAUGACGGCAACGUGAGACAGUGGCCCGCAAGACCGGAGGAGCUCCACGGGAGGUGGUUCCGCCCUUUGCCGCCCGAGGACGCCGCGUUGCCGGCUCAGGAUGCCCUCGCACGAAAAGGAAGUUGCGGCGAAGUGAAACGGGACAGAUGUGCUAACAAAUGGGGAAUUUAAAGCUGACUGUAGUUGAGUACGAAGGAGAGAGCUGAGCUUUCCUUUGAGCGUUUCUCUACACCGAAACGCCGCGAAACCCUUCUGCACGUCCCCCUGGCGUCCGAGUGGCUGCGGAAAUCUGAGGUACUUCACACGGUGUCCCGCAGACUUGCGAGAAGCAGCCGAAGGACUGUGUGUGUGCAUCUUUUUAAUUGUGUACAUAUUUAUAACGAAUGCUUUGUGUGAAUGUGUGUACGGAGGGGCCUGUUUGCAAUAAGCAAUAGCGGUACCAUUAUUGUUCAUAUAUAGGCUUGUAUUUAUCGUUCUUGAAAUUCAACUCAACUGUUGUUUCCCCCCCCCCAUCAAAUCCAUACCGCGACGCGGAAAAAAUGCUUUGUCCGUAAUUUGACGAACGUACAUAAUGUUCAUUCCCUUCGAAACCUUUGGAGUUGAGGCGAAGCUAUACGAUGGGUGGCGUCGCACUCAAUACUCGCCGGAGUCAUUCUGGGAACAGUGCGCAUAAGCAGUUUCUUUUCAGAGACACUUAAAAAUGCAACCUGUGAACUCAAGACACCUAAACCUUGAAUGACCAUCUCUCAUGGUAGGUUUAGUUUUGGGCUUCAGAGAGCUGUUAAAAGCAUGCCUUUCCAUCAGCAAGCCUUGGUUAAUCUUUCCACAUUUCCCUGGAAUGCCUUCAGUAGGAGAGCAAAAGACUGACUCGCGUGCUCCCCACAUGCCCUGAACCGUGGCCAGUGUUGGAGUACAUCUGUGUUUUGUUCCUCCGAGCUGUAGAGUUCAGUUCUCCCCGCUGGCCGCUAAACUGAAGACGAUUUAGGCCACUUGAAUACUGACACAUUUCCCUUUUUCUUUUCAUUGCUCUCCAUGUCUUAGUUUUUUCUUUUUUAGACUCUCAACCCAGUUAAUUUAGUUCCGUAAAAGGUUAAUGAACAGUUUUCUACACGGAGGCUGUGGUGUAGAAGCUGAACAUCCCCAGGUUUUUUUU
Molecule: messenger RNA, 3649 nt
Organism: Scleropages formosus (Asian bonytongue)
Lineage: Eukaryota; Metazoa; Chordata; Actinopteri; Osteoglossiformes; Osteoglossidae
Gene: amotl2a
Product: angiomotin like 2a
Exons: 11
Coding region: 321-2492 (723 amino acids)
Biological process (GO): establishment of cell polarity involved in ameboidal cell migration; angiogenesis; hippo signaling
Cellular component (GO): plasma membrane; bicellular tight junction; cytoplasmic vesicle
Source: RefSeq, a predicted model, not a curated record